Molecule: messenger RNA, 1094 nt
Organism: Odontomachus brunneus
Lineage: Eukaryota; Metazoa; Arthropoda; Insecta; Hymenoptera; Formicidae
Gene: l(3)87Df
Product: cytochrome c oxidase assembly protein COX20, mitochondrial
Exons: 3
Coding region: 311-670 (119 amino acids)
Biological process (GO): mitochondrial respiratory chain complex IV assembly
Cellular component (GO): mitochondrion; mitochondrial inner membrane
Source: RefSeq, a predicted model, not a curated record
CCUUCGGCCGACGUGAGCUCUGUGAGAGAUCACUGGCGGGGACUCGUUUCUCCACGAGCUCGUCCUCGAUCAGCGACGCGCUCGAGCAUGAAGCACAAUCCCAGGUGGAAUUACGACGACCUUGACUGCUCUGGUUGGGCGAUUAAAAGCCCACCCAAAGUUUUGUUCGAGAACGCUACCAGCUUUCCCAGAAUACGACAGACGCAUGUUCGGAUGCUGGAAGAGACAAGAGUGAGGAGGUCGAGUGCGAAAAGUGCGAUCAACACGAACAAACCACGUGUUUUUCCGGAGGAAACAGGGAUAAUCUGAAAUGGAGACGGAAGAUAUAAAUCUGGACGAUCAGUCCAAGCCGGUGAUGCUGUUAGGCCGAGACAUCAGGAAAAUUCCAUGCUUCAAGGACAGCAUGUUAUUCGGCAUAUAUAGCAGCUUCGCCACCGGCUUGGCCACCUUCAUGUUCACAAGUCGCGUUAAACUGGCGACGAACGUGGCUUUAGGUUCUUUCUCGGGUGUUGCCAUGACUUUCUGGUGUUACUGCCGUUACAACUACGUAAUGAAUAAGUACGCUAUCGCCGAAUUGCAACAAACCAUGCAGCAGGCGCGAUACGCCGUCGACGAGGAAACGAAUGAACUCCAUCCACAAGAUGAUCAGGAGAAAUUGCCGAAUGUUUAAGAGAUAUUCUGUCUAAGUACUGAAGACCCUUGACAUCGUAUGAUGAUAUUUUAAAUGGCACAACAUCAGAUUGCUUAUAAUAACACAAUAUAUAUUAUGUAACAGAGUCAAGAUCAUAUAUGAGACUCUUGUAAGUGUCUGAAGCAAUUUUCUGACAAUUUUUCAAGCAAAUUGUACAGUAUCAAUGUAAAAUAUACAAGAGUGUAAUUUUGUACAAAAGUAGAACGAGUUUAUAGUACUUAAUAUAUUGUGUUGUAGCUGUUGUAUAAUUCAAUCGUUGAGUGAUUGCUAUACGAUUGUGUGUAGCACAUUGUGAUCAGUGAUGUCAUUUAAGAGGUAACUUUAGAUUAUUUUUAACCAAUGUAACACAUAGGCGACUGUGUGUGUUAUAGUUUUUCUAGAAUAAAAUGAUUUUCUUAGCACA